CCCGCUAGGUGGCGCUUCCUCGAUCACAGCCAACUGUGUUUUCAUGCAGGGACGUACCCACUAUUAAAUGCGUAAGAGACUGUUAUAAAAAUAUUAAAACGUAAAAAUGGGUGAAAGUCCGCAGUCGUCCCCAAUGGAAGAGGACCCCGACCCAACUAACUUGCUUAAAAGUCGGGAAUUUCUAUACAGAUUAAUAAUAAGUCAGUUAUUUUAUGACGGUCACCAAACAAUAGGCACCAACUUGUCGACGGCAAUACAGGCAGAGCCACCCUGCGCCCCCAGUGACCGACUUUUCCACUUAGUUUUAAGAGGGCUGGAGCACGAGCAGGAAAAAAAUGAGAAACCACAAACCACCAUGACGAAGCUGGGUCCGGCCCUUGACCUGGAAUUUGAGUCUGAGUCCGACAUGCCCGCUCCGGAGCCCGCCUUAUACGAAACUGCCUACGUAACGUCUCACAAGGGUAACUGUAGGGCUGGGUGUUUUACUGCUGAUGGACAACUAGUGGCCACAGGAAGUGUGGAUGCCAGUAUUAAGGUUUUGGACGUGGAUAGGAUGGUGGCAAAGUCUUCCACAGACGACAUGGACCCCUCCAGGAUAGAACAACAAGGCCAUCCCGUCAUCAGGACGAUUUAUGACCACAUGGAGGAGGUUACUUGUUUGGAAUUCCACCCUAAGGCCCAAAUUUUGUGUUCCGGCUCCAAAGAUGCCACCAUAAAGUUGUUCGAUAUAUCCAAAGCCAACGUUAAAAAAGCCUUCAAAACCAUAGCGGAAGUGGAGCCGGUACAUGCGUUGUCGUUCCACCCAACAGGAGACCACAUGAUAGUAGCAACAGAACACCCAGUGGUGAGAAUGUACGACGUGAACACGACUCAGUGUUUCGUUUGUCCGUUCCCAAAGCACCAACACACCAAAGCAGUAACUUGCCUUACUUGGUCGUCGAAUGCCCGAGUCUUUGCCACCGCCAGCAAGGACGGUACCAUCAAACUGUGGGACGGAAUCACCAAUCGUUGCAUCAAUACCUUCCCCAAGGCCCACGACGGGCUGGAAGUGUGUUCCGUACAGUUCUCCAAGAACGGGAAGUACAUCCUGUCAGCGGGCAAAAAUUCUAUUUGCAAACUGUGGGAGCUGAACACCAGCAGGUGCCUUAUAGCCUACACGGGGGCUGGCACCACAGGCAAACAAGAAUACGAGGCGCAAGCAGUCUUUAAUCACACAGAAGACUACGUUUUGUUCCCGGACGAAGCUACUACCUCGUUGUGCACGUGGAACUCAAGGAACGCCUCCAGGAAGAAGUUGAUGAGUCUGGGCCACAACGGGGCGGUCAGAUGGAUCGUACAUUCCCCCACCCAGGCGGCAUUUUUGACUUGCUCCGACGACUUCAGGGCCCGAUUUUGGUACAGAAGGGCCCCAACUAUUUAAUAAUUACUAAUAAUAAAUAAAGUUUUUAGCCUUUA
This is a messenger RNA of Aethina tumida (small hive beetle), 1455 nucleotides long. Its product is annotated as cleavage stimulation factor subunit 1-like. Gene Ontology annotation, cellular component: mRNA cleavage stimulating factor complex. Gene Ontology annotation, biological process: mRNA 3'-end processing. Bases 107 to 1420 code for a protein of 437 amino acids. The record is from RefSeq and is a predicted model, not a curated record. The transcript is spliced from 4 exons. Gene Ontology annotation, molecular function: protein binding; RNA binding. NCBI's taxonomy places the organism in Eukaryota, Metazoa, Arthropoda, Insecta, Coleoptera, Nitidulidae.